CUUUGUUCCCAUCCCAGCUCAUAUGCGUACACGUGCUCACCGACCCGGCGACGACCCUCAUCACUCAAUUGGAUUCCAGCGCUUCCCCACCCACCUCCAAUAGCCAAGAACCCAUGGACGGCGACGUCGCGACCGGCGGCGGAGGCAGCGCCGGCGGGAGCGGCGGUGGGGGCACGAGCAUCCAGGUAACGGCGCUGGACGGCAUCGUGAACGUGAACUCACUCUUCACCCUCGCUGCCUUCCUGGGCCUGGCCUGGCGCCCUUCCUCCGACGGGCCCGGACUCGCCAACGGCGCCGACAACACGGGCAACCCUUGCGCGGCCGGAGACCGCGUCGAGUCCGACCUCGUCUCCUUCCACGUCCUCGCCUUCGCCUGCUUCCUCUUCUCCAGCCUCAUCGCGCUCUGCCUCAAGCAGAUCGUCCGCACCUACCCGCUCUACCGCCGCGGCGGCGGCCAGGGCUCGUCCGCCGCCGCGGGCGCUGCCGUCGUCGGCCGGACGGCUCGGAUCAACCGCGCCGCUCUCCGCGUCGGGAUCCUGACAUCGGCCGUGGGGUCCGUCGGCGGGUGCGGGUUCCUGAUGAUGGCCCUCGUGAACGUGGUGCAGGUGAAGCUCGGCCGGCUCGGGUGCGGCGCCGGCGGGUCCGCCGCCUGGGCCGCCGUCGUGCCGCUCGUCACGCUGGUCCCCGCCGCCAUGCUCAUCUACAUCGGCAUCGUCUUCUACGCCUUCACCCGCUAGCAGCCCAAUGCCUCAAUUGGAUCAAGAAACACCAAACCACCAGUAGCUGGAGUAAAAUCUGGGUAUUCAAUCGCGUUUUGUCCACGGCAUCAUUCGAUCUUGCGUGUGGUCUGCGAUGAGAGACUGAGAGAGAAACAAAUGCAGCUGACUCGUGUGUAAAUUUCAUGUCUGUGCUUGCGUUCUUGGUGUCAGUUGUGUGUUUGUUUUGAGCAAGUGAAUCUGUUGCAAUUUCGUC
Messenger RNA from Phragmites australis (common reed), 972 nucleotides. RefSeq lists its product as uncharacterized. The coding region runs from base 114 to 737 and encodes 207 amino acids. The transcript has a single exon. Lineage: Eukaryota; Viridiplantae; Streptophyta; Magnoliopsida; Poales; Poaceae. The record is from RefSeq and is a predicted model, not a curated record.